Molecule: messenger RNA, 2012 nt
Organism: Frankliniella occidentalis (western flower thrips)
Lineage: Eukaryota; Metazoa; Arthropoda; Insecta; Thysanoptera; Thripidae
Product: muscle segmentation homeobox-like
Exons: 3
Coding region: 443-1468 (341 amino acids)
Biological process (GO): embryonic morphogenesis; regulation of transcription by RNA polymerase II
Cellular component (GO): nucleus
Molecular function (GO): DNA-binding transcription factor activity, RNA polymerase II-specific; RNA polymerase II transcription regulatory region sequence-specific DNA binding
Source: RefSeq, a predicted model, not a curated record
GCGAGCCGCACCGGACCUCUCGUGCGGCCGGCCGGGCGUUGGAGCUGAAGCCCUCGCGGAGCGCGGAGCGUCCCUCCUGGCCUCUCUCCACCCCUCCCUCUCUCUCCCCCUCUCUCUCGGCCCCACCUCCUCGAGGAGCGCCCACAGCACCAGCUCCUCCUCCUCCUCCUGGAAGCCCAUGUUCCUCGCUGUUGUUUUGUCUUCACACACACACGGCCCGUUCUCUCCCUCUCUGUCUCACAGUCGCGCUGCCCGACCCGCGCGCGCUGGUUAGGUUAUGUCGGUGUUGGUAAACAAAGGCCUGGUCCGAGCGAUCGCCGCCGCCGCGCCGCUCAGGCCGCUCCAAGCCGGUCGGGACGCCUCGCCCGUGGCGCGCCGGGCACCAGGACCGCGCUGACCAUGUGACGGACGGCCGCGGGGCCGCCAGGAACCCGGCAGGAGCAUGACCAUCAUGGCGGGGAGCAUGGAGGACCCCGCCGAAGACAGCCGCACGGCGCCGACGUCCGCGCGCGGGCCCGGCAUCAGUUUCAGCGUGGCCUCGCUGCUGGCUGAUACGCGACCGGCGAGGCCUCGCGGCGACCAGGACGGCCGCUUCUCGGACGAGGAAGAAGACGACGACGAUGGUGACUCGGGAACUGAAGGGAGUGUGGUGGACGUCGAGGACUUUCGCGAUGACGCUCGGCCGUCCACACCCUCGUCGCACGGAGCCGGUGCUACCCGGGGCCCUAUUAGACCCACGCCCUUCUCCGCCCUGGCGGCGGCCGCGGCUGCGUACUCGUCCCAAGCGACCGCGCUUCAGGGUCCCGGUGCCGCGGCUGCCGUGGCCGCCGCCUGGGCCCGGGCGGGGGUGGGGCUGGGCGCGAGCGUGGGGGUGGGCCUGGGGGCGGGCCAGGCUGCCUUCUACCAGCCCCACGUGUUUCACCAUAACAGGACCACAGGCGGUGAUGUACCAGGACCGGCCAAACUACGCUGCAGUCUGCGCAAGCACAAGCCCAACCGCAAGCCGCGCACACCCUUCACCACGCAGCAGCUGCUCUCGCUCGAGAAGAAGUUCAGGGAGAAGCAGUACCUGUCGAUCGCGGAGCGGGCCGAGUUCUCCUCAUCGCUGCAGCUGACCGAGACGCAGGUCAAGAUAUGGUUCCAGAACCGUCGCGCCAAGGCGAAGCGCCUCCAAGAGGCCGAGCUGGAGAAGAUCAAGAUGGCCGCUGUGGCGGCCUCCAGGUCGCACCCCCUGUUUGUUUCGCCAGGCCAUCACUUCUUCCAGCACCAGAUGCUUCCUCAACUGCCGCUGGGCGCGCUGCUGGCGAGGCACCCGAUGGCGCACCUCCUGGCGGCCCCCGCGGCCCCUUCGAGCGCGGCACCCCCGGCUCCACAGGGGGCCCCGCUCUCGCCCGCGCUACCCUCGCCACUGCCCUCGCCACACCCCGCGCCCGCCUCAGCACCGGCGCCCCCAUCGCCGCAGCCCUGAGUGAAGUGUGUAAAGCGUGUGUGGUACAUUACGGACUGUUGCACCUGUCUUCACCAUGGAGAAAGGUGUCUGAAACAUACUGAUCGCGCAUAAGUGGAGAAUCCUGUAAAAGGAUGGCUCCGAGCUCCUCUGUUUGUAGUUUGAGGAAAGUAAAGUUCCUUCAAAAGAAUACAGGGCGGCCACACACCCCGUUAUACUUGUACCGCAUGCAGGCGUGUGGACGCUUGCCUACUAGCUAAAGAGAAGGAACUGUGGUUAGUAACGGUAGGAAAAUUUGCCGGCAAGGCCACGCGUGCGUUGCAGUUGCAGCUUCAAGUGUUCCGGGGCCUCAUGUGUGGGCCACCGUGCAUAGAGUAGUGUAGUGCAUAUUAUGAUCCUGUUUGUUGUAUUUGUACAUAUUUCAUAAGAAAAACAUGUUGCAGCUUUGAAUUUAUUUAAUUGUUGUUGUUAUUAAGUUUUCGUCUGCUCGACUAUUAAACGGAUUCUACUAUAUCCGGUAUGAUUUCCUAUAAAGUAAAUAAAAAUAAAGAAGAAAAAACAUGAA